GGCUGCAACCUUUUAGCAUUAUAUAUAUAAGCAAUCUGGAAUUGCUCUAGCAUCAGAACAUUUUAAGCAUAAAUUUCAUUUACAGAGCUUUUAUUGUGAAGUGUUUACAAAUGUCUAUUAUUCCAAGUCUUUGGGGCAGGAGAUCCUCCGCUGUGUACGAUCCAUUAUCAUUGGAUGUGUGGGAUCCCUUUCAGGUUUUUGAUUCCUCAAUAUUUAAGGAUAUAGCAACGCCCUCAACAGAUUUUGCAAGGGAUGCAGCGGCCAUAGCGAAUACACAGAUCGAUUGGAAGGAAACCCCUGAUGCUCACGUUUUCAAGGCCGAUCUUCCUGGACUGAAGAAAGAAGAGGUAAAAAUUGAAGUGGAAGAUGGCCGAAUUCUUCAGAUAAGUGGAGAACGCAACAAAGAAGAGGAGAAGAAAAACGAGAAAUAUCACCGUAUUGAACGCUCGCGAGGUAAAUUCCUGAGGCGUUUCAGGCUUCCUGAGAAUGCGAAGGUGGAUGAGGUUAAAGCUGACAUGGAAAAUGGAGUGCUCACCGUGACGGUGCCCAAGCAGCCUCAACCUCAGCCUGAAGUUAAAUCUAUUGAAAUCUCUGGCUAAAGAAAGGGAUUAACAAAUUGUAAUGAGUUCUAUUUCAGCUUGUAAGGACUUUUGCUUUUGACUGUAAUUUUGUAUUUUGUGUGGUGUAUUUUGACGGUACAGGGCUGAGUGAUUGUCUGUCGGGCUGCUGUUGGCAAUCUUAAUGUCUUAAGGAGCUUAAGCAAAUGUAAUUAUUUGGAAUGAAUUGCAUGUAAUAAUUGCAAAAAAAAUAUUAAUCUAAAAAAUUAUUGUAAACA
Molecule: messenger RNA, 835 nt
Organism: Cryptomeria japonica (Japanese cedar)
Lineage: Eukaryota; Viridiplantae; Streptophyta; Pinopsida; Cupressales; Cupressaceae
Product: 17.8 kDa class I heat shock protein
Exons: 2
Coding region: 111-599 (162 amino acids)
Biological process (GO): response to salt stress; response to heat; response to hydrogen peroxide
Source: RefSeq, a predicted model, not a curated record